Caretta caretta (loggerhead turtle) is the source of this 2551-nucleotide messenger RNA. RefSeq names its product makorin ring finger protein 2 (gene MKRN2). Gene Ontology annotation, molecular function: metal ion binding; ubiquitin protein ligase activity. The record is from RefSeq and is a predicted model, not a curated record. NCBI's taxonomy places the organism in Eukaryota, Metazoa, Chordata, Testudines, Cheloniidae. Gene Ontology annotation, biological process: protein polyubiquitination.
GCCUGGAAACGGCCAGCGAACGCGGCUGUGUACAGGGCGCCCGUCGGCCCGGGCCCCUCAGCCUCGUCGAGCCGGUUUGCUAGACGUCGCCGCGGGCCGGGCAAACGAGCGCGUUCCCAAGCGGGCGCGGGGCGGGCGUCCCCGCCGCUUCUCGGAGCGAGCUGGCCGGUUGUCGCUGGCGCGGAGCGGAGCCGAGCUCGCUUCAGCACCCCAGCCCAGAGCGGCCGAAGGAGGGGACUGGAGCCCAGAGGGUCGGGUUGUUUGCAGUCCCGACUCGACUGAAUCCGACGCUUGCAGUCAGGUCCUGUCAGGUUGCCGGGCUCUAUAAGCUCAGGUAUUAUAUGCAAGGGGUGUGUCGUGAAGGAAGCAGGUGUUUGUUUUCACAUGACUUAACUACAAGCAAACCCUCUACUAUCUGCAGAUACUACCAGAAAGGACAGUGUGCCUAUGGAGCUCGCUGCAGAUAUGAUCACACCAGACCAUCUGGGUCUGGUGGUGCAGUGGGUACUGUGCCACCCAGCCUUUCUUCACCAUUGUUCAACAGCCCUAACCCUCUGCCAGAGCAUAACAUGCCUGUAAUCAAGAGCAAAACACAUGAGCCUGGAAAACGCAAAAAGAGAACAUUAGUGCUUAGGGAUAGAGAUUUAUGUGGUUUGAGUGAAGAACAGGUGAGACUCAGUACCGUGAGUGAUGCAGUGUGUUGCAGUGACAAAAAUGAUAACCUGGAAGUGAAGCCCCAUUCGUAUUUAGAAGCUAUUUGCAGUGGGCUCGAAGAAGAUUCAGUGGCUGGAAGUUCCUAUACUGAUGGACAGCAGCUAUGUCCCUAUGCAGCAGCUGGGGAAUGCCAGUUUGGUGACCAGUGUCUUUACCUCCAUGGAGAUGUGUGUGAAAUCUGUGAAUUGCAAGUACUUCAUCCCUUUGACCCAGAGCAGAGGAAGGCUCAUGAGAAGAUGUGCAUGGCAGCAUUUGAACACGAGAUGGAGAAGGCCUUUGCCUUUCAGGCAAGUCAGGACAAAGUAUGCAGUAUCUGCAUGGAAGUGGUGUAUGAGAAACCAUCAGCCUCAGAGAGAAGGUUCGGAAUCCUUUCCAAUUGCAAUCACACCUACUGUUUGUCCUGCAUCCGGCAGUGGAGGUGUGCCAAACAGUUUGAGAAUCUAAUCAUAAAAUCCUGCCCACAGUGCCGAGUGACAUCAGAGUUUGUAAUUCCUAGCGUAUACUGGGUAGAAGACCAAAACAAGAAAAAUAAGCUGAUUGAGGCAUUUAAGCAGGGAGUGGGGAAAAAGGCCUGCAAAUAUUUUGAACAAGGAAAGGGAACCUGCCCAUUUGGAGGAAAAUGCCUUUACCUUCAUGCUUACCCUGAUGGGACACGAGCUGAACCUGAGAAACCACGAAAACAGCUGAGUUCAGAGGGGACUGUGCGGUUCUUCAAUUCUGUUCGGCUUUGGGAUUUUAUUGAAGACAGAGAAAGUAGGACUAUGCCCCAUGCUGAAGAUGAAGUGACAGAGCUUGGAGAGCUUUUCAUGCACCUCUCUGGGGCAGAUCAAGAGUCUGCCACUCCCCAAUAAAGAGAACUAAGGAACAAAAGUUGUUUUCUUCUGUACGAGUCCAGCUACUUACUUGAAGGUUUUUAUAGCAAGCCGUGUAAAGUAGUGAGGUUCUUGUAGAACCUGUAUACAAACAAUAAUAAAGGAUAUUAAAUAAAAGUAUGGGGGAAGGAAGCUUUGGAGGUGAUUUUGUGCCCCUAAAACAGCAAGGGCCCAGUUCUUUAAUUGUUUGCUGUGUUAGGCCUAGGAGAUUGGAGAGGUAAUAUCUUGUCUCUCUGAAAGUGAAAUGUGCUAGUAGUAUAGCUAGAACAGAUAAAACCUAGUUAAAGUUAACCUAUAAUCUCAUUGUAAAGUGCAUCACAUUAGGAAGACAUAUACCUGGCUGAUUUACCCAAGACAUUAUUGCAAAAGCCCUAGUCAGAAAAAAAAAUGCAUAGAACUAACUAGAGGUGCCUGGUGAGAGAACACUUUAACCAGCCUUGUUCCCACCACCAUUUCUUGGGCAUUAUUUCUAUACGUGCACACCUUAUGAAAUGCCAUCAAAACAGUGCUUACUGCAGUAAGUUCAUCCAUGGACCGAUCUACACAGACUCAGGUUGAGCUGACAUGGUUGCAGGUGUGGCUAUACCUGCAUUGUAGUAGAAAUCCUGCAUUUUGCUGUUCAAAUUGGAUUUUGUGCAAACUGAAAAAAGAACCAUAGCAAUAAAUUAGGAUGAUGGGAAGUAUAAGCAGGGUAAUCUUUGACACUAAUUGAUGGCAACUAGUGUAGUGGAGAGUGAAAGGAGUGUUUCAAAACUGCAGCUAUAUGCAAGAAUGAUCAACAUUCUGAUCCAUCAUUUUUACUGAUUCUAGAAUGAAUUAGACUGGUCUGUAGUUCAAUAGAACAUGUUGCUUAAGGCCCUAGAAUUGCAAUGAUCACUGUCAAUUUAACUAUCUACUGGAUUUCACUUACAGAAGCAAAACUAAAUUUCUCUUAAAAUAAAAUAAUUUAUUUCAGAUGCAAUUUA